Molecule: messenger RNA, 3933 nt
Organism: Cotesia glomerata
Lineage: Eukaryota; Metazoa; Arthropoda; Insecta; Hymenoptera; Braconidae
Exons: 1
Coding region: 1-3933 (1310 amino acids)
Biological process (GO): DNA integration
Molecular function (GO): nucleic acid binding
Source: RefSeq, a predicted model, not a curated record
AUGGUAACUCUGGCAGCAACUGACACUAGAUCAACAGUUCUUCUCGCUACUUGCAAGGCCGUCAUAGUCUCUCCAGAUCAAACUACAACAUCAGUUCGCCUUCUCAUCGACCCUGGAUCUGAACUAACGCUGGUUUCAACCAAUAUAGUAAAAAGGGCCAAGUUAUACUGUCAAGCCGCAGAGAUUCCCAUCAUGGGUGUUGGUAACCAAAGGUCUAACACAACUAGUGGCCAGACGAGACUAUUGUUACAGUCAUGCAACUCUAACAAACAAGUCUGUAUCCGCGCUUACGCGUUGCCUCAGAUCACCUCUCGAAUCCCAUCAGUGGCCAUUCCAGACCAACAUUGGCCCCAUUUAAACACAUUAGAACGAGCCGAUCCAGACUUUUUACAACCUGGAAAUAUGGACGUUCUCAUUGGAGCAGAUACCCUCAAUUGUAUUCUUGAGCCGUCUCAAAUCAUCAAGAGCCACUUGGAUGAACCAAUUGCUAUUCACACAGUUUUUGGAUGGGCCUUUCUAGGACCAGCUUCAUCUCAGCUUAGUGAUCAAGCACUACGAUCCUUGCAUAUAGUAACAAAUGACCAGCUUCAAGACUCACUCAACCGAUUCUGGGUCCAAGAAGAAGUCCCAGAACCAGCAAAACCAUCCUGGAGUUUACUCGACACCCAAUGUGAGGAUCACUAUGUCAGCACGCACUCAAGAAAUUCCGAAGGCCGCUAUGUUGUACGCAUUCCACUGUCCUCAGACGUCUCGCAACUUGGAGAUUCUAGACAUACAGCUUACAGAUGUCUUUUAAGACUUCUUAAACGUUUAGACUCCAAUGAAUUACUUAACCAACGCUACUUUGACUUUAUGCAGGAGUACGAGACCUUAGGACAUAUGGUAUCCGUCCCCAAAGACGAUCCUGAGCCACAACACGUUUAUUAUCUACCUCACCACGGAGUUCUUCGGGAACAAAGCAUUUCUACGAAACUCAGAGUGGUGUUCAAUGGCUCCUGCAAAACCACGUCCCAAGUAUCCCUAAAUGACAUACAGCACACUGGUCCAAAGACACAACGAAACAUUAUAGACGUGUUACUUUGGAUCAGACGUCACAAGUACAUAUUCAUGACUGACAUAGUGAAAAUGUUUCGUCGAGUAGAGGUCCAUCCAGACGACUGGGACUUGCAGCGCAUUCUCUGGGUCAACAAACAGCUCGAUGUUCAAGCAUAUCAACUGAAGACAAUUACGUAUGGUACUCGUUCUGCUCCGUACCUAGCUUGUAGAACGCUUAUCCAACUAAUAGAAGACGAACGAGAGAACUAUUCAUUGGCAGUAGAUUCUAUUUUAAAAGGUAGCUACGUAGACGACAUCUCUGGUGGAGCUGAUUCAAUUGAACAUCUCAACUUAAUUGCUCAGCAACUGAACAGUAUGUGUGCAUCAGCAUGCCUACCAUUAGACAAGUGGAAAAGUAAUAGUCAAGAAUUCAUAAUCCCAUCGGCAUCUCAAUUGAUAGACAAAUCAACGGUUUACACGUUCAACGAACCAUUGUCUAAAGUCCUAGGCAUAUCGUGGUCGUCUUCUCAAGAUGCGUUUACGUUUCAAGGCAGCACAUCUGAACGGGGAGCAAUAACAAAGAGAGCGAUUCUCUCAGAGGUAGCUCAGCUCUUUGAUCCAUUAGGCCUAAUCUCACCGGUUGUCAUUCGAGCCAAGAUAUUGCUUCAACAGCUAUGGUUGGAAAAGUUGAGCUGGGAUGAGCCACUUUGCCCGGACACAAUUAACCAAUGGACCAAGUUUCGGGAAGAUAUCUCGAAACUCACUGAGUUACAAGUCCCAAGGUGGGUCCAACUUCAAUCAGACUCCUAUUCUGUACAAUUGCACGGCUUUUCUGAUGCCUCCCAGCUAGCAAUGGCUGCAGUUGUCUAUCUUAGAGUAACCAACCAAGAAGGGAACUCAAAAGUCACACUAGUAUGCUCAAAAACUAAAGUAGCUCCAAUCAAGCGGUUGACUAUCCUCAGACUUGAACUGUCUGCUGCAGCCCUUCUUUCACAUCUCAUGAGACACAUUCAAUCAACUUUAGAUAUCCAGGACAUCCCAGUUUUCUUAUGGACUGACUCGUCUAUAACGCUCGCAUGGGUAAAAAAUAAUCCCAUGAAAUGGAAGGAAUAUGUUGGCAACCGAGUCGCCUCUAUUCAUCAAGCAUUACCAAACGCCAACUGGAGAUACACUUCAGGAAAACUUAAUCCAGCAGACUGUGCCUCUCGAGGACUAGACGCUCAUCAACUUAUUAACCAUCCUCUGUGGUGGUCUGGACCUCCAUGGUUAGCGAAAUCUCCUGAGCAUUGGCCAACAUCUAUAGCUCCAUCUCCUACUGAAGACCUAGAAGAGCGACCUGGCAUCUCUCUAGCAGCUAUUAUCCAACCUACUGUCUGGGACCUUAUUGACCUACCAUGUGUAGAUACUUUCCACAAGGAUCUACAAAAGCUUCUACGAAUAACUGCAUUAUGUCAACGAGCCAUCUCCUGCUUCCGAAGAAUUCCAAACUCAAGCGUGUCCAUCUCACCGAUAAGUCCAGCUGAUCUAGAAAAAGCCAGAAUUUUUUGGAUAAAAACUACCCAGCAAGCAUACUUUUCUUCAGAGAUCAGCACCAUCAAUUCAGGGAAACAGUUACCAAAGUCCCAUGCCCUCUCUCGACUAACAGCCAGAUUAGAUCAUCAAGGCUUGCUAAGAGUUGGAGGUCGCUUACAAAAUUCUCUACUCGAUGAGGAAAGCAAACACCCACUCAUACUACCUCGUCAAUGCAAGCUUUCUGAACUUCUCAUCGCUGACGCUCAUACACGAACUCUACAUGGCGGGACACAGUUGACACUAACAUAUCUGCGACGUCAAUGCUGGAUUUUGGGGGGCCGAGCUCCUAUCAAGUCAUUCAUUCAACGCUGCCUAGUGUGUGCUCGAAUUCGAGCUGUGAGAACUCAACAACGAAUCGCACCCCUUCCUGCGUCUCGAGUCACUCCAUCACUGGUAUUUGAAACAACUGGAGUUGAUUAUGCUGGAUCAAUAACUUUAAAGACCUUCCAAGGCAGAGGAACUAAGACGUUUAAAGGAUGGAUAGCAGUCUUCGUGUGCUUCUCAACGUCAGCUAUACAUCUGGAACUUGUCUCAGACUACUCAACAGAAGGCUUCCUAAAAGCAUUUCGAAGGUUUACAAGUAGACGAGGACUUUGUAAGACUCUACACAGUGAUUGUGGAACAAAUUUCAAGGGAGCUGAUAAAGAACUCCAACGUCUAUUCUCGAAAGCCACUCAAAGCUCGAAGGACAUGCAUCGUCUCCUAGCUAACGAUGGAGUAGACUGGAAAUUCAACCCACCAGCAGCUCCACACAUGGGUGGAAAAUGGGAAGCUGCUGUCAAGUCAGUAAAACGUCAUCUCCAACGGUCCCUCUCUGACACGAGCUUCACCUUUGAAGACUUCUCAACCUUUCUCGCACAAGUGGAAGCAGUUUUAAAUUCACGACCACUGAGCGCACUAUCAGAUGAUCCAAACGACCUCUCAGCUCUCACGCCGGGUCACUUUAUCAGAGGAGCCCCACUCAACGCAGUCCCGGAACCUUCUCUUACUUCCAUAAGUGAAAAUCGACUAUCUCAUUUUCAACGCAUUCAAGAGAGAUUCCAGCAGUUCUGGGAUCGAUGGUCAACAGAGUUCCUUAUGGCUCAUCAAACGAUUUCAAAAUGGCACCAUCAAGCAGACGAUAUCAAGAUUGGCUCUCUCGUAUUAAUAACUGACGAAAGAUAUCCACCGUCAAAGUGGCCUUUAGCUCGAGUAGUCCAGCUGCACCCCGGAAAAGAUGGUCUCACUAGAGUUGUAACACUUAAAACUGCUACAACUGCUCUUACCAGACCAAUAGUUAAGCUAGCUCUUCUCCCAUUAGUACCGCAUCAAGAAGAUUCUCCAUAA